Messenger RNA from Bradysia coprophila, 1052 nucleotides. RefSeq names its product nuclear hormone receptor FTZ-F1 beta pseudogene. NCBI's taxonomy places the organism in Eukaryota, Metazoa, Arthropoda, Insecta, Diptera, Sciaridae. The record is from RefSeq and is a predicted model, not a curated record.
AUGAAAUUCGAAACAAAUAUACAAUCACAACACACGAACAAUACCAAUCAAUAUGCACAGCAGACAGGACAAAAUGAUGUAAACUCAUCGUCAAUGAUCCGAUCAAAGCCAAACACAAUUUUGCCCACGAAUCCGAGUCCAGAUUCAGCUAUCCAUUCGGUGUACACUCACAGUUCGCCGAGUCAAUCCCCAUUAACGUCAAGACAUACCCCAUACACACCAUCAUUAAGUCGAAAUAACAGCGAUGCAUCGUACAGUAGUUGCUACUCAUACAGUUCCGAAUUUAGUCCAACACAUUCGCCCAUUCAAGGACGACAUAAUAUGUACGCCGGCGGCGCCAAUUUCAAUGGUUCUCCGUUGCAUCAUUCAGUAUUGUACAAGCCAUUGAUCGAUGGCAAUGAAAAUGCCAAAACGUUGCAGCAUCAACAAUCCAAUGAAGAAACCGUUCUCGAACCGGAAAUUAUCCCUUCUGCUGGCAUUUCCAGGCAACAGCUAAUUAACAGUCCAUGUCCAAUUUGUGGUGAUAAAAUAUCUGGUUUUCACUAUGGCAUUUUCUCAUGUGAGUCAUGCAAAGGAUUCUUCAAACGAACGGUGCAAAAUCGGAAGAAUUACGUAUGCAUUCGUGGUGGUCCAUGUCCCAUUUCAAUUGCAACGCGGAAGAAAUGUCCAGCUUGUCGAUUUGAAAAGUGCUUGCAACGUGGCAUGAAAUUAGAGGCAAUACGUGAAGAUCGUACGCGUGGCGGCCGAUCAACAUAUCAAUGUUCAUAUACACUGCCCAUGCUUAGUCCAUCGCUGGUUGAUGGCACUUUGUUGAUAUCAAAUAAUCGAACGAAGGCAACUAACCAACAGGACGGGAUGAUUGGUACGAACCAAGCAUCAGGCCCACAAACCAUUCCACCAUUAUUGCAAGAAAUCAUGGACGUUGAACAUCUAUGGAAAUUUAGCGAAGCUGAAAUCAAUAAGCUCAAUCAAAGUCAAAUAUCGAAUAAUGAAAGCAACCGAAACGAUGGUGCAGGAUCAUCAUCAGCGACACUCGCUGCCACCCACUUUUG